This is a messenger RNA of Microtus ochrogaster (prairie vole), 2042 nucleotides long. It is a transcript of the gene Rad51c, whose product is annotated as DNA repair protein RAD51 homolog 3-like. Gene Ontology annotation, molecular function: ATP binding; four-way junction DNA binding; ATP-dependent DNA damage sensor activity. NCBI's taxonomy places the organism in Eukaryota, Metazoa, Chordata, Mammalia, Rodentia, Cricetidae. The record is from RefSeq and is a predicted model, not a curated record. Gene Ontology annotation, biological process: meiotic DNA recombinase assembly; DNA repair; reciprocal meiotic recombination. Gene Ontology annotation, cellular component: replication fork; Rad51C-XRCC3 complex; Rad51B-Rad51C-Rad51D-XRCC2 complex.
AUGGUGAUCCGGGGACCACUGGGCCUGAUCACCAUCCUCACGUCUCCAGUCUCGCUUUUUUUCCUGUCAAGCUAUACUCUUGCAGGGCCUCUUAAGACUAAGCCGGGCAAGCCCCGCCCCUUCCGCCGUGCGCGUGACGUCACACGGCCUGGGCCGGGCGGGGUUUGGGCAACGAGGGCUUCGCGCGCUUCUCGCUCUACGUCACCGGUGCGUAGGCUCUGCGCUUUCAAAAUGCAGCGGAAAUUAGUGUGUUUUCCGCUGUCUCCCGCGGUGCGCGUUAAGCUGGUGGCUGCAGGGUUCCAGACUGCCGAGGACAUCCUGGAGGUGAAGCCCUCUGAGCUCAGCAAAGAAGUUGGGAUAUCCAAAGAGGAAGCUUUAGAAACUCUACAGAUCGUAAGAAGAGAAUGUCUCGCAGAUAAACCAAGAUGUGCUGGUACUUCCGUGACAGUCAAGAAGUGCACAGCCCUGGAACUUCUUGAACAGGAACACACCCAGGGCUUCAUAAUCACCUUCUGUUCAGCCCUAGAUAACAUUCUCGGGGGUGGAAUACCCCUAAUGAAAACGACAGAAGUUUGUGGUGUACCAGGUGUUGGGAAAACACAAUUAUGUAUGCAAUUGGCAGUGGAUGUGCAGAUUCCAGAAUGUUUUGGAGGAGUGGCUGGUGAGGCAGUAUUUAUUGACACAGAGGGAAGUUUUAUGGUUGAUAGAGUGGCAACCCUUGCAACUGCCUGCAUUCAACACCUUCUCCUUAUAGCAGGAGCACACACGGACGAAGCUGAGUUAGCACAAAAACAUCAGAAAGCCUUGGAGGAUUUCACUCUUGAAAAUAUUCUUUCCCAUAUUUAUUAUUUCCGUUGUCAUGAAUACACUGAGCUGCUGGCACAAGUCUAUCUCCUUCCAGAUUUCCUUUCAGAUCACUCAAAGGUGCAGUUAGUGAUAAUCGAUGGCAUUGCUUCUCCUUUCCGUCAUGACUUUGAUGAUCUGUCCCUUCGUAUGCGGUUACUGAAUGGCCUAGCCCAACAAAUGAUCAGCCUCGCAAACAAUCACAGAUUAGCUGUUAUUUUAACAAAUCAGAUGACAACAAAGAUUGAUAAAAGUCAAGCAUUACUUGUUCCUGCAUUAGGGGAAAGCUGGGGGCAUGCUGCUACGAUAAGGCUUAUUUUUCAUUGGGAACAAAAGCAAAGAUUUGCAACAUUGUACAAGUCGCCAAGCCAGAAGGAGUCCACAAUACCAUUUCAGAUCACACCUCAGGGAUUUCGAGAUGCUGCCGUCACUGCUCCUUCGUCACAGGCAGGAGCGUCUUUGAAUUUCCGGAAACGGUCACGAGAACAAGAGGAAGAGUGCUGACCCAAAACUAAUCUCAGUAUACAGUUAGACUCGCCAUGUGAUAGUCAUUGUAAGGCAUUAUGAGGCAGACAGUCACUGGAAAUGAUCAACACUGAAAAUAUUGGAAACAAUGACAUUUACUUUCAAGAUCACAGAAGUGUGGUUGCUGCAUCCCUGUAAUUCCAGCACUCAGAAGCUAAGGCAUGAGGAUUGCUGCUAGUUCCAGCCUAGCCUGAGCUGCACAACAAGACCCUGUGUCUAAAAAUAAAUAAAAUAUAAAAAUCAAUAAUAUUCAAAUUACUCUUAUAAUAUGUUGAAUUUCAGUUUUGAGACAAAGCUGAAUUGUUUUAUUGCUUUAGAAAACAUACUGUUACAGGAGAGAAGCUGACUGUUCAUAAUAUGUAUUUUUAGUUAACAUCAGUGCCUAAAUUUACUGUUACUGUUAAAAUUUACAGAACAUUUUGCUCCCUUAGAACUGAUUUUGGCAUAAAAAUAUGUUGACAAGAUUUCAUGUAUUUUUGACCACAGUUUAUUUCUUUGCUUGUUUUCAGUCGCAAUUUACCCUUGACACAGGCUUCUUGGUAUUUCAGGUGUCCAUUUGACUUCCAUUCUAUGUAGUGAGAUGGAAAGUGAGUUUUUAAGCAUUCUAUUACUUUACAAUUUUUAUGUGUAACUUAAGAAAAUAUAAAAAUUAUUCUCAUUCAGAAGAAUGGAGG